Messenger RNA from Armigeres subalbatus, 668 nucleotides. Its product is annotated as general odorant-binding protein 99b-like. NCBI's taxonomy places the organism in Eukaryota, Metazoa, Arthropoda, Insecta, Diptera, Culicidae. Gene Ontology annotation, biological process: sensory perception of smell. The record is from RefSeq and is a predicted model, not a curated record. The coding region runs from base 91 to 519 and encodes 142 amino acids. Gene Ontology annotation, molecular function: odorant binding. The transcript has 2 exons.
CAGACUGAAGCUGAUUGAACCCUAAUAAAUGCAGCUGGACGCAUCAAGCCAUGCAUUCAGUUCAUCAGAAGCUGUUCUUCGCCAUACACAAUGAAGAUCUUUGUUGCAACGCUUCUUCUUAUUGGAUUUCUGUUCCACCACUGCUCGGCGGUCGUCUACGGGGAGGACGACUACCGUGGCUUCCGCCAGAAGUGCUCAAAAAUCCUCCAAACUCCGAAGGACACCGUCCAGAAAGCCGAACAGAAAAGCUUCCAAACCGACAGCGACGAUAUGCACUGCCUGAUUCGGUGCGUCGGAAUUCUCAGUGGAUUCUACGACGACGAAACGGGCACCAACUGGGACCUGGUGCGACAGCAGCUGGACGGUCAGGAAGGGUUCGAAGAGCACCGCCAGGCAACGACCGCCUGUACCGAGGCCCUUCCCGCGGAGGAACUGGCGUCCGGCGUGUGUCGCAAGUCGUACCUGUUCUUCCGGUGUGCCAUGAAGUCCGCCAAGGAGCACAUCCGGACGAAGAGUUAGAUCGCUUUGAUGCUGGGGUAGAAAACUGUCCUCCGAGCAUUGCGAAUAUCGAUUUCGGUGUGUGUGACCGAGUCCGAGCUUAUGGGGGGAAAAGUUUGCGAAAUGCAAUAAUUAUCAUCAAUAAAUUGAACGUAGGUGCAUAUGCGAAA